UCUCCCAUUCGUGCUUAUUGCCUUCUCUUCUUUUUUCUCUCUCCCCUCAUACUUUUUAGUCACUGUAUUUGCAGGCUUACCUGCUAUCUGUCUCCUCCUUCUAGGGUUUAAUUUUCUCUCUACAAAAGGAAAAAAUUCAAACUCUAAUAGCUGCCAUAUGCUCUUACGAGAAUCAAGGUACAUAGCUUUAAAGACUUUGCACUACCGAAAGGAAAAUUAAGGUGGAAUGUCGGAUACUCUUUAAAAGGCAGCACAGUAAGUUUCCAAUAUGUGCUACUGUUUAGAUGGAAAUUAAAUAAACUGUCACUCAUGAUAUUAGGUCAUGUACAUAUACAGUUGUAGUAAUCGGUAAGGGGAUAAUAAUCAAGUAGAUCACAGUAAGUUCAAAGAAUUUUGGCACUACCUUUAUGAAUAUUCAAUAUCCCAUUAUUAGUGUGACAGUGUGUUUUAGUAAAUUGAGCAAUCAAGAUUACUAAGCAUGAUCAUAUUUCUUAUCCAGCCAGAUUAAAGUUUCCUUGUGUUUCAUUUGUCCAAAUAAAGGGCCAUGUGAUUAGACUCGAAGGAGAGUUUCUUAUUAGGUUCAUGGCUAUGAUCAUUUGAGGCUUUUGCUAAUUUGCUCCAUAUUUAUUAAUGAGUAUAACAUAUUUGACUUCUCUGUCAAGGAUUUUUCACAUUAAAAAAACUGUCAGUCUCCCUUAAACUUUAAUCAAUUUUAGCUGUUCAUUUUUUCUUCACAGUUACAAACUAGGUAACCUGGAGCAAGAAAAAGGUGGAGAAUUGGUCGUCCCAAACAUACAAGAAAUUGGGUGCUAGAAAAAUUACUAGACAACUGCUUGACAGUAUUUGGUUGGACAAAUUGUUCAUUGGACUUUUGCUCCACUGUUAUGCGUAUGCUGUGAUCAUAUGAAACAUAUUUCUGCAGUCCCUCAUCCUACAAUCCUUAGAUUAAUUAGUGUCAUGAUUUCUUGUCACUUGUCCUUGAGGACUCACCUUAAUUACCACGGAUAAUAUAUAUAUAGAGAGUGAAGGUGUAGGAAAGACUAUUUCAUUAAAUUAGUCAAGGUGUAAACAGUAUUAACUAAGAUGCUACUUUAAGUUCAAAUUAAAGUCACACAAAUUUGUUUCAUUAGCAGGAAAGUGUUCAGAAGCAAUCAAUUAAAUGGCUUCUUCCAGCAGCUAUUCUAAUCCCCCAUGUGCAGCUUGCAAAUUCUUGAGAAGAAAAUGUUUGCCAGAUUGCAUUUUUGCUCCCUAUUUUCCUCCAGAAGAACCAACAAAAUUCCCCAACGUACACAAAAUAUUUGGUGCUAGCAACGUAAGUAAACUCCUCAACGAAAUUCAACCUCACCAGAGAGAAGACGCAGUUAAUUCUCUUGCUUAUGAAGCUGAAGCACGUAUGAAAGAUCCAGUUUAUGGCUGUGUUGGAGCCAUCUCAGUUCUACAAAGACAAGUUAUAGGCCUUCAGAAAGAACUCGAUGCUACGAAUGCUGAUUUAAUGCGAUAUGCCAAUCGUGAAGUUAAUAGUUCAUAUGCGUAUAAUAGUCAAAUGGUGAAUCAACAAAGGAAUUUGAAUUAUGAGAGAAGAUCAAUGGGUUCUGCUGGAGGAACUACUGGAAUUGAUCAAACUAAUUAUGGGUUUUGUAUUCCAAGUUAUACAUGGGACAAUACCAUUUCAGGUAAUCACAACCCUGAGGCAGAUGAUGAUAGUAGCAUGUGAAAUGUCCCAAUGAUAUUUACUAAUUUGUGUGAUGCUAUUGGUAAUUAAUUACUAGGUGAUCAUUAUUAUCGCUCCGUUUUGAAUGGGCAAUUAAAUGCAUCUGUAUUGUACAAAAACUGAAUUAUAUAUAUGGUCGUGA
This is a messenger RNA of Lycium barbarum (goji berry), 1853 nucleotides long. Its product is annotated as LOB domain-containing protein 25-like. The transcript is spliced from 2 exons. The record is from RefSeq and is a predicted model, not a curated record. The coding region runs from base 1160 to 1714 and encodes 184 amino acids. Lineage: Eukaryota; Viridiplantae; Streptophyta; Magnoliopsida; Solanales; Solanaceae.